AUGCAUUAUGAAGAUGUUCGAUUCCUGUCUUCUGUCAGUGUCAUUUCUACUUUCGCCUUCUUCUUUCACCUCAGUGAAGCACUUUCCGUCCACGGAACUCUCUUCAGACCUUUAGUCAUAUUCAUGACACUCUCUUUAUAUAUCUGGUUCACCGUCUUUGGGCAAUGGAUUUCUCGUGCGAGGAGAGCGACAUUCAACGAACAAAAUCUCCUACUCACUUAUCAGCCGAGAGCGUUUACUCAUGGACAUCUUUUUGUGCCAGACCCUCCAACACCAUGUCGAUUCUCUCAAACUCCGGUCGAGUCGUGUACGGAUUCCGAUUUUCGUAACGCACGAGAUGCGCACUAUAAAGAUGAGUUUCACAGAGCAAUGAAUAUGUCAACAGAAAAGAAGAUGAUCCCACAAGAGAAAGUAGAAACUAUGAGAAUCGAAUUUGACCAGUCAAGUUCACCACCUUCGUCGCCGAGCAAUUCUGGAAAAUCGCCAAACUUCUAA
Messenger RNA from Caenorhabditis remanei, 495 nucleotides. RefSeq lists its product as uncharacterized. Bases 1 to 495 code for a protein of 164 amino acids. The record is from RefSeq and is a predicted model, not a curated record. NCBI's taxonomy places the organism in Eukaryota, Metazoa, Nematoda, Chromadorea, Rhabditida, Rhabditidae. The transcript is spliced from 5 exons.